Molecule: messenger RNA, 884 nt
Organism: Mangifera indica (mango)
Lineage: Eukaryota; Viridiplantae; Streptophyta; Magnoliopsida; Sapindales; Anacardiaceae
Exons: 7
Coding region: 77-598 (173 amino acids)
Biological process (GO): vesicle-mediated transport; endoplasmic reticulum organization
Cellular component (GO): endoplasmic reticulum membrane
Source: RefSeq, a predicted model, not a curated record
CGAAGCUACCCAUAACCCCCACAUUGUUCGUCAAUCUGCGGUAAACUCAAAACCCAGAGCCUUUUCAGAAAACAAAAUGCAGCAGAGAAAAAUUUCUGCAUCUGGAAGGCCAUCUGGGACCGACGGCUCUGAUUUUUCUUAUCGCAUGGUCGUCGAUUCCCGGUACACAAGGGUUGCGAAAGGGAAAGUUCGUCUCUCUGCUCUUAUCUUCACUCAGGCUUUCAUCCACUUGAUAGGGUCGGUUUACAUAUAUCUAUCUACAACAAAGGAGGAGGGCCCCAAUAGGCUUGCUGUUGUGUCUGCUUCUCUUGGCUUAAUAUCUCUUAUCAUAGGGGAAAUAGGUCGAAAGCAAAGUAAAAUCAGUCUGUUGAGAGUUUGCAUGCUUGGAUCAUCUAUUGCAAUACUUCUCUCAAUAUUUUGUGUUGUCAAGGCUAAAUCAAUUUUAGAGGUUAUUAAAAUCCCAAGUGACUGGGAAGCCAAGAAGUUUGAACUUCUUGAGACUGCUCAUGUUGUUCUUGGAUCACUGGUACAGAUAUUUCUGAUCAGUACUAUAAUUUCCCUCAUUGAUAACAUGUCUCCUCCUAAGAGAGCUUCUUGACAGUUUGCUAAAUUGUGAAACAGGGGAAACAGUGAGGAUGAAAGCUUGUUAGAAACUGGUUAGUUUUGGAGUGUGAAGACAGACAACUGGGACCAUAUGAACUUUGGAAUUUCUUUGCUUAAGCAAUGUUCAAUUAUUUGUUAAAAUGAAUGCAAUUUCGCAAAUUAUUGCUGGCCAGCCAACUUUUUAUCAUUUAAUUUGCAUUAGAGCAUUAAAGGGGUUGAUUGAAAUAACGUUUGUAACCGAAAAGAUGGAAAAUGGCUAAUGGUUCCAUAGAUUUCUGAUA